Molecule: messenger RNA, 1076 nt
Organism: Cannabis sativa
Lineage: Eukaryota; Viridiplantae; Streptophyta; Magnoliopsida; Rosales; Cannabaceae
Product: very-long-chain 3-oxoacyl-CoA reductase 1
Exons: 3
Coding region: 52-981 (309 amino acids)
Cellular component (GO): endoplasmic reticulum
Molecular function (GO): ketoreductase activity
Source: RefSeq, a predicted model, not a curated record
AUAAAUAUACAAUUUAGCUUAACAUCUUUUAGAUCAUCAACAUAUAGCUAUAUGGAGUUCCAAGAACUUAUGAUAGUAACAAUAAGUGGUCUAGGGUUGAUCAAAGUGAUAAGUUACUCAAUUAAAUUUGUAAUGUGGGUAUGGAUUACGUUCUUGAGAGCCCCAAAGAAUCUCAAGGAUGAAUACGGCCCGUGGGCCGUGGUCACCGGAGCCACGGAUGGAAUAGGCAAGGCUCUGGCUUUCGAGCUAGCCUCGAAAGGUCUGAGUCUGAUUCUGGUGGGUCGAAAUGCUUCCAAACUCGAAGCCACUUCGACGGAGAUCAUAGUAUCAUUAUCAUCAUCAAAAUCAUCAUUAGUGGAAGUGAAAAGUGUUGUGGUUGAUUUGGCCAAGUGUAGUGGGAAAGAACUAGGUGAGAUUAUAGACAAGGAAAUAAAGGGUUUGGACAUUGGAAUUUUGAUCAAUAAUGCAGGAUUAGGUUAUUCUUAUCCACAAUUCCUUCACGAGGUUGAUUUGGAGAUAAUGGAGGACAUUUUUAAGGUGAAUAUAGAGGCAGUUACAUGGAUGGUUCACUCAAUUCUUCCAUGUAUGUUGAGAAACAAGAAAGGUGCUAUUCUCAACAUUGGCUCUGCUUCCUCUGCUUUUCUUCCUUCUUUCCCUUUUCAAACCAUUUAUGCUUCUUCAAAAGGAUACUUGUCUAUGUUCUCAAAAAGCCUAAGUGAGGAAUACAAACAGCGUGGAAUUGACAUUCAGUGUCAGGUUCCAGCAUAUGUGGCAACAAAGAUGACAAAGUUUGAAGCAAGCUUAUUUAUACCAAGCUCAGAAAAGUACAGCAAAGCAAGUGUAAGAAGCAUAGGUUAUGAGAAAUCUUGUUCUCCUUACUGGUCUCACUCCUUGCUUUGCUUCAUCAUAUCUCUCCUACCACAUACCUUCCUCAACCACCUUCUCUAUUCAAAAAAUGUUGCCUUAAUUAAUAAUAAGUAAUUUAUGCUAUGAACAUUAAACAUGAUGUAACAACUACAUACUUUUGCUUAUUAAUAUUUAUAAAAAAAUAGGUGAUGGUUUGUCUUUGGUUAAAA